This is a messenger RNA of Colletotrichum aenigma, 1746 nucleotides long. Its product is annotated as putative sugar kinase. The record is from RefSeq and is a predicted model, not a curated record. The coding region runs from base 1 to 1746 and encodes 581 amino acids. The transcript has 5 exons. Gene Ontology annotation, biological process: carbohydrate metabolic process. NCBI's taxonomy places the organism in Eukaryota, Fungi, Ascomycota, Sordariomycetes, Glomerellales, Glomerellaceae. Gene Ontology annotation, molecular function: phosphotransferase activity, alcohol group as acceptor; kinase activity.
AUGGCUAACAAUCCUCCCUCCAGGCCCCCCCAACUUCUCGAUCAUUACAUCGGAAUUGAUGUGGGCACUGGCUCCGCCAGAGCUUGCAUCAUUGAUGAGACCGGCGAUAUCAAGGCCCUGGCCACCGAGCCCAUCAAGCUCUGGCAGCCAGAGACCGGAUUCUACGAACAAUCGACCACAGACAUCUGGGCAUGCAUUUGCCUCUGCGUCAAGCAGGUCCUCAUCGACUCCUCGGUUGACCCUGCUAAGAUCAAGGGAAUCGGCUUCGAUGCUACCUGCUCCCUCGCCGUCUUCAGAGACGACACCGAUGUUCCUGUCCCUGUCACAGGCCCCGACUUCGAUAACGCCGAUGGCAAUGACCGCAACGUCAUCCUUUGGCUGGACCACCGUCCCGUCGAGGAGACGGAGAAGAUCAACGCCACUGGCCACAACCUGCUCAAGUACGUCGGCGGCACCAUGAGCAUCGAGAUGGAGAUACCCAAGGUGCUCUGGCUCAAGAACCACAUGCCCAAGGAGCUCUUCGACCGCUGCAAGUUCUACGACCUCGCGGAUGCCCUCACGCAUAUGGCCACCGGCAACGAGACGCGGAGCUUCUGCAGCACCGUUUGCAAGCAGGGCUACGUCCCUGUUGGUGUCGACGGCAGCGUCAAGGGUUGGCAGGAGGAUUUCCUUACAACAAUCGGUCUGGAAGACCUUUGCAACGAUAACUUCAAGCGCAUGGGCGGCGUCAACGGGGUGAACGGAAAGUACCAGAGUGCCGGCGAGCUCGUCGGAACUCUCAGCAAGAAGGCCGCCCGGGAGCUGGGACUUCCCGAGGGCAUCGCCCCCAAGGUCGAGCUCCCUCCUGAUCAUCUCGAUGAGGAGGCGCCCAAGAACGACCUGUCCCAGGCUUUCCAUAGGUUGGCGGCGGUUGCCGGAACAUCCACGUGCCACUUGGCCAUGUCCCGAGAAGCUGUGUUCGUGCCCGGCGUUUGGGGUCCUUACCGCGAUGUGCUUCUGCCCGAGUUCUGGAUGGCUGAAGGUGGUCAGUCCGCCACCGGCGAGCUCCUCCGUCACAUUCUCGAUAUCCAUCCCGCAUACGUCGAGACCCAGGCGCUUGCCACGGCCGAGUCGAAGAACAUUUACGACUUCCUGAACGCUCAUCUGGAGUACAUGCGAGAGAAGGCGAACGCUCCUUCCAUCUCCUACUUGGGCCGCCACUUCUUCUUCUAUGGCGACCUCUGGGGCAACCGAUCACCCGUUGCCGACCCCAACAUGAAGGGUGCCGUCAUUGGCCUGAGCAGCGACAAGACGACAGACAACCUCGCGCUAUGGUACUACGCGACGAUGGAGUUCAUUGCCAUGCAGACGCGCCAGAUCGUCGAGUCGAUGAACAACGCCGGUCACGUCCUCAACACCAUCUUCAUGUCCGGCAGCCAGUGCCAAAACCCGCUGCUCAUGGACCUGAUGGCCACCAUCUGCGACAUGCCCGUCCUGGUGCCCCGCUACGUCAACGCUGCCGUCGUCCACGGCGCCGCCAUGCUGGGUGCCAAGGCGGCCACCGCGUCCGAGGACGGCACCACGGAGAACCUGUGGUCCAUUAUGGAUCGCAUGAGCAAGCCUGGCAAGCUUGUCAAGCCCGGCACUCUGAAGGGCGAGAAGUUCCUCUUUGACGCCAAGUACAAGGUCUUCCUCGAGCAGUGCAAGACGCAGCAAGAGUACCGCAAGCAUGUUGAUGUCGCCGUUGACCAGUGGCUGCAGAACUAG